Oxyura jamaicensis (ruddy duck) is the source of this 547-nucleotide messenger RNA. RefSeq names its product acid phosphatase 5, tartrate resistant (gene ACP5). NCBI's taxonomy places the organism in Eukaryota, Metazoa, Chordata, Aves, Anseriformes, Anatidae. The record is from RefSeq and is a predicted model, not a curated record. Gene Ontology annotation, biological process: bone resorption. The annotation marks the transcript as partial. The transcript is spliced from 2 exons. Gene Ontology annotation, molecular function: ferrous iron binding; ferric iron binding; acid phosphatase activity.
UGUCCGUGUGCCCCCUCCCCACGGCCGUGCCCCCCCCGUGCCCCCCAGGACACCUUUGAGCGGGUGUUCGCGGUGCCGGGGCUGCGGGCGCUGCCCUGGUUCGUGCUGGCCGGGAACCACGACCACGCCGGGAACGUCACCGCGCAGCUGGCGUACAGCCACCGCUCCCCCCGCUGGCACUUCCCCCACUACUACUACAGCCUUCGCCUGCGGGUGCCGGGCACCAACGCCACGGCGCGCCUGCUGCUGCUGGACACGGUGCUGCUGUGCGGCGCCGCCGACGACUUCGGCGCCGGGGCCCCGCCGCGAGGCCCGGCGGACGAGGAGGCGGCGGCGGCGCAGUUGGCCUGGCUGCGGGCCCGCCUGGCCGCCGCUGGCCGCGACCGCUUCGUGCUGGUGGCCGGCCACUACCCGGUGUGGUCGGUGGCCGAGCACGGCCCCACCGCCUGCCUCCUGCGCCUGCUGCGCCCGCUGCUGCGGCGCCACCGCGUCACCGCCUACCUCUGCGGGCACGACCACAACCUGCAGGUCAGGGCACCCCCGGGAC